AUGAACAUAAUGUCUAUUUAUUUUUCUAAUCACCUACCUGGUACUCAGAAAGCAAAGUCGUUCUUUGAACCCCAAAUUCCAGUGUCCAGUUUGCGCCAUCAACUGCGGUGA
Podospora pseudopauciseta is the source of this 111-nucleotide messenger RNA. RefSeq lists its product as uncharacterized. Bases 1 to 111 code for a protein of 36 amino acids. The transcript has a single exon. Lineage: Eukaryota; Fungi; Ascomycota; Sordariomycetes; Sordariales; Podosporaceae. The record is from RefSeq and is a predicted model, not a curated record.